AUGUCUGCCGCAAUCUCCAACCACGAAAUCUAUGACCCUCGCAAGGUGCUGGAUGCACCAGAGUUCAAAAUCCUGAAGCCUGGAGAAAAGCCCGGUCCAAAUGCCAAUAUCGCUGCAUUCUACAAUCCAGCUCAUGAAGUCCAUCUGGUUGAGAAACCGCGUCCCAAGCCAGGUCCAGGCCAAGUCUUGCUCCAUGUUCGCGCUACCGGCAUAUGCGGGAGCGAUGUUCAUUUCUGGAAACAUGGUCGAAUAGGCGAUUCUAUGGUCGUCACCGACGAGUGCGGUAGCGGCCAUGAAUCGGCGGGCGAGAUUGUAGAGGUCGGAGAAGGCGAUCGCGUAGCCAUCGAGGCGGGAGUACCUUGCAGCCAGCCCGCUUGCGAGGCUUGCAGGACUGGGAGGUACAAUGCUUGUCCCGAUGUGGUGUUUUUCUCUACACCACCGUAUCACGGGACCCUGACCCGCUGGCACUUGCACCCUGCCCAAUGGGUUCACCGCCUGCCGGACAAUGUUUCUUUCGAAGAAGGUUCACUUUGCGAACCUCUCGCCGUGGCUCUGGCCGGUAUCGAGCGGGCUGGUCUACGCCUUGGUGACCCCACUCUUAUUUGUGGAGCGGGGCCGAUUGGGCUUGUAUCCCUGCUAUCCGCCAGAGCAGCUGGUGCAGAGCCAAUCGUCAUAACUGACCUCUUCCAGAGCCGUUUGGACUUUGCUAAGAAGCUCGUUCCGAGUGUUCGAACCGUUUUGAUUGAUCCCAAAACUACUCCGAAAGAGCAGGCUGAGAAAAUCAAGGCUGUGGCAGAGGAGCCAGUGAAAGUGGUCCUCGAGUGCACAGGGGUGGAGAGUAGCAUCCACACAGGUAUAUAUUCCACUGCGUUUGGAGGAAAGGUUUUCGUAAUUGGAGUCGGGAAGAACGAGUUGACGUUCCCCUUCAUGCACCUUAGUGCAAACGAGAUAGACCUCCAAUUCCAAUACAGAUACGCGAACCAGUAUCCGAAGGCCAUUCGACUCGUAGCAGGGGGGUUGAUCAACCUCAAGCCCCUCGUUACUCACCGCUUCGCCUUGGAAGAUGCAAUCGCUGCUUUCCAUGUCGCCGCCGAUCCAGCUCAAGGGGCCAUCAAAGUGCAAAUUCAGGAUUGA
This is a messenger RNA of Coprinopsis cinerea okayama7#130, 1134 nucleotides long. Its product is annotated as L-arabinitol 4-dehydrogenase. The transcript has 9 exons. Gene Ontology annotation, biological process: D-sorbitol catabolic process. The coding region runs from base 1 to 1134 and encodes 377 amino acids. Gene Ontology annotation, molecular function: L-iditol 2-dehydrogenase (NAD+) activity. Lineage: Eukaryota; Fungi; Basidiomycota; Agaricomycetes; Agaricales; Psathyrellaceae. The record is from RefSeq and is a predicted model, not a curated record.